CUUGAAAAAAAAAACGGAGUAUGAGAUUGAAAGCUGAUGAUGUCCAUUUGUUAUUGGGAAACUCAAUUGUUUGAAAGCAAAGUUAUAUAUAAGAAGAAUAAGGAAGAUUAUUCAGAGGAAGAAAGGCUAUUCAGAGAAUGGGAAGAGCGUUUGUGUAUGUGAUUCUUGGAGGAGGAGUAGCAGCCGGAUAUGCAGCUCUUGAAUUCACAAAGCGAGGAGUUGCUCCUGGUGAACUCUGCAUCAUUUCUCAAGAACCUGUUGCGCCUUAUGAGAGACCUGCGUUAAGUAAAGGUUAUUUACUUCCAGAGUCUGCUGCACGCCUUCCAUCAUUUCACACUUGUGUUGGUGCUAAUGAGGAAAGGUUAACUCCAAAAUGGUACAAGGAACAUGGAAUUGAGUUGGUUCUUGGAACUAGAGUUAAGUCUGCCGAUGUGAGGCGUCAGACAUUAUUAACUGCAGCUGGAGAGACUAUAAGUUACAAGAUCCUCAUCGUUGCAACAGGUGCUCGGGCUCUGAAGCUUGAGGAAUUUGGUGUGAGUGGAUCAGAUGCUGAAAACGUGUGUUAUUUACGAGAUUUAGCUGAUGCAAACAGGAUUGCAGAUGUCAUGCAAUCUUCUGUUGGUGGGAAUGCUGUUGUCAUUGGUGGUGGCUACAUAGGAAUGGAGUGUGCUGCAUCUCUGGUGAUCAAUAAAAUAAAUGUAACCAUGGUUUUUCCAGAAGCACAUUGCAUGGCCCGGCUAUUUACACCCAAGAUUGCAAGUUAUUAUGAAGAUUAUUACACAUCUAAAGGGGUGAAGUUCAUUAAAGGAACUGUCUUGUCAUCAUUUGACAUCGACUCCAAUGGGAAGGUUGUAGCUGUUAAUCUUAGGGAUGGAAGUCGAUUGCCUGCAGACAUGGUUGUAGUAGGGAUUGGAAUACGUCCAAACACAAGCCUUUUUGAAGGUCAACUAACUUUGGAGAAGGGUGGGAUUAAAGUAAAUGGACGAUUGCAAUCAAGCAACAGCUCAAUUUAUGCAGUUGGCGAUGUUGCGGCAUUUCCACUCAAAAUAUUUGGUGAAAUCCGAAGGCUUGAGCAUGUUGACUCUGCUCGAAAAUCCGCAAGACAUGCUGUUUCCGCAAUUAUGGAACCAGACAAAACAGGCGAAUUCAACUACCUGCCAUUCUUCUACUCUAGAGUCUUUGCGUUGUCUUGGCAAUUUUAUGGGGACAACGCUGGGGAAGUAGUCCAUUAUGGGGAUUUCUCAGGAAAUACAUUUGGUGCUUACUGGGUGAGUAAGGGUCAUCUUGUUGGAUCUUUUCUUGAAGGUGGAACGAAAGAAGAGUAUGAAGCUAUAGCCAAAGCCACAAGCUUGAAGCCAGCAAUUGAAGAUUUAGCCGAGCUGGAGAGGCAAGGUUUGGGUUUUGCUUUGGCAGUUAGUCGGGAAGCAGUGCAGUCACCACCUCCUGCUGUGGUAAAUCAGAGUUCUGGCCUUGUUUUAGAGAAAGCCUUAUAUCCUUGGCAUGCAACAGCUGGUGUUAUUCUUGCUGCAUCCGUGGCUGCAUUUGCAUAUUGGUAUGGGAGGAGGCGCCGAAGAUGGUAGGAG
Pistacia vera is the source of this 1583-nucleotide messenger RNA. Its product is annotated as monodehydroascorbate reductase 4, peroxisomal-like. The transcript is spliced from 7 exons. Gene Ontology annotation, molecular function: oxidoreductase activity, acting on NAD(P)H; flavin adenine dinucleotide binding. The coding region runs from base 138 to 1580 and encodes 480 amino acids. Lineage: Eukaryota; Viridiplantae; Streptophyta; Magnoliopsida; Sapindales; Anacardiaceae. The record is from RefSeq and is a predicted model, not a curated record. Gene Ontology annotation, cellular component: cytoplasm.